Pongo pygmaeus (Bornean orangutan) is the source of this 4179-nucleotide messenger RNA. It is a transcript of the gene GGA3, whose product is annotated as golgi associated, gamma adaptin ear containing, ARF binding protein 3. The record is from RefSeq and is a predicted model, not a curated record. Gene Ontology annotation, molecular function: phosphatidylinositol binding; ubiquitin binding; small GTPase binding. Bases 4 to 2283 code for a protein of 759 amino acids. The transcript has 16 exons. Gene Ontology annotation, cellular component: trans-Golgi network. Gene Ontology annotation, biological process: protein localization to cell surface; intracellular protein transport; Golgi to plasma membrane transport. Lineage: Eukaryota; Metazoa; Chordata; Mammalia; Primates; Hominidae.
CCCAUGCAGGCCCCGCCCUGUCUCAGCUCGUGCAGACUCUCGCGAGUUUUGAAGUCGCGGGCCGGCCCGGGCGGCUGCAAUAUGGCGGAGGCGGAAGGGGAAAGCCUGGAGUCCUGGCUCAAUAAAGCCACCAAUCCUUCCAACCGCCAGGAGGACUGGGAAUACAUAAUUGGCUUCUGUGAUCAGAUCAACAAGGAGCUCGAAGGGCCACAGAUCGCCGUCCGACUGCUGGCCCACAAGAUCCAGUCCCCACAGGAAUGGGAGGCGCUCCAGGCCCUGACGGUGCUGGAGGCAUGCAUGAAGAACUGUGGGAGGAGAUUUCAUAACGAAGUGGGGAAGUUCCGCUUUUUGAAUGAGUUAAUCAAAGUCGUCUCUCCAAAGUACCUGGGGGACAGGGUGUCUGAGAAAGUGAAGACCAAGGUUAUUGAGCUGCUGUACAGCUGGACCAUGGCCCUGCCAGAAGAAGCAAAGAUCAAAGACGCCUACCACAUGCUGAAGAGACAGGGCAUAGUGCAGUCUGACCCACCAAUUCCUGUGGAUAGGACGCUGAUCCCCUCUCCACCACCUCGUCCCAAAAACCCUGUUUUUGAUGAUGAGGAGAAGUCCAAGCUUUUAGCCAAACUGCUGAAAAGCAAAAACCCAGAUGACCUGCAGGAGGCCAACAAGCUCAUCAAGUCCAUGGUGAAAGAAGACGAGGCACGGAUCCAGAAGGUGACCAAGCGUCUGCACACGUUAGAGGAAGUUAACAACAACGUGAGACUGCUCAGUGAGAUGCUGCUUCAUUACAGCCAGGAGGACUCUUCGGACGGGGACAGAGAGCUGAUGAAGGAGCUGUUUGAUCAGUGUGAGAACAAGAGGCGGACUUUAUUUAAACUCGCCAGUGAGACUGAGGACAAUGAUAACAGUUUGGGGGACAUCCUGCAGGCCAGUGACAACCUCUCCCGGGUCAUCAACUCUUACAAAACAAUUAUUGAAGGGCAGGUCAUCAAUGGCGAGGUGGCUACCUUAACCCUGCCUGACUCAGAAGGAAACAGUCAGUGCAGUAACCAAGGCACGCUCAUCGACCUUGCGGAGCUGGACACGACAAACAGUUUGUCCUCCGUGUUGGCCCCAGCACCCACUCCACCCUCCUCAGGAAUCCCGAUCCUCCCUCCACCACCCCAGGCCUCAGGACCUCCACGGAGCCGCUCCUCUAGCCAGGCCGAGGCCACCCUGGGGCCCAGCAGCACAAGCAACGCCCUCUCCUGGCUGGACGAGGAGCUGCUCUGCUUGGGCCUCGCCGACCCAGCCCCUCAUGUUCCUCCCAAAGAGUCAGCUGGGAACAGCCAGUGGCACCUGCUCCAGAGGGAACAGUCCGACUUGGACUUCUUCAGCCCCAGGCUGGGGACCGCUGCCUGUGGCGCCUCCAACGCUCCUCUGCUCCAGCCCUCAGCACCCUCCUCAAGCAGCUCCCAAGCUCCACUGCCGCCUCCCUUCCCAGCUCCUGUGGUCCCAGCCAGUGUUCCUGCCCCCAGUGCAGGCUCCUUCUUGUUUUCUACUGGAGUGGCCCCAGCCUUGGCCCCAAAAGUUGAGCCCGCAGUUCCUGGGCACCAUGGCUUGGCGUUGGGCGACAGCGCGCUGCACCACCUGGAUGCCCUUGAUCAGCUUCUAGAAGAGGCCAAAGUGACCUCGGGCUUGGCGAAACCCGCUACCUCCCCUCUCAUCCCCACCACCACCCCAGCCAGGCCUCUCCUGCCCUUCUCCACGGGGCCCGGCAGCCCGCUCUUCCAGCCACUGAGUUUCCAGUCCCAGGGCAGCCCCCUGAAGGGGCCUGAGCUCUCCCUGGCCAGCAUCCACGUGCCCCUGGAAUCGAUCAAGCCUAGUAGUGCCCUUCCUGUGACAGCCUACGAUAAAAACGGCUUCCGCAUCCUCUUCCACUUUGCCAAGGAGUGUCCCCCAGGACGACCUGACGUGCUGGUGGUGGUGGUGUCCAUGCUGAACACGGCUCCCUUACCUGUCAAGAGCAUCGUGCUGCAGGCUGCAGUGCCCAAGUCAAUGAAAGUGAAGUUGCAGCCACCUUCUGGGACAGAACUCUCUCCAUUUAGCCCCAUCCAGCCACCUGCAGCCAUCACCCAGGUCAUGUUGCUGGCCAAUCCACUGAAGGUGAGCAGCAAAGAACCCAGGGGUCCCAGCCUGAGGCCCCAGCUGCCCCAGAUUAGGACCUCAGGACCACCACCUCCCAGCUGGAAGUGUUUUGACUGUAGGAUUGACACAUCGCUUUGCUGCCUUAGGUUAAGCAUCUGAGCAUGGUUGGGGUUGCGGGGAAAAGGGACCAUUCCUCUAGCACAGAGAGGGUAGCAGAAUAGAGGGCGUCCUGCCGAGGGGCCGCCCGGGCUGGAUCUCACUUGCUGCCCUCUGUCACAGGAGAAGGUGCGGCUUCGGUAUAAGCUGACCUUCGCCCUGGGGGAGCAGCUGAGCACAGAGGUGGGCGAGGUGGACCAGUUCCCUCCUGUGGAGCAGUGGGGGAACCUAUGACCCCAGAGGACGCUGUGAUCUCCACCUUGAAGCCAGGCAGGCUGCCCUGAGACGGGGAGGGCUCUGGUCCCGUCACUCUCCAUGCCCUGACAACAGUGCUUGUAGCUUUGAUGUGGAACAGGGGCCCUGAGCAUUUCUGCUGAGAACCAAACUGCUGCUGUGAUAACCUCUCCUUUGGCCCCUAAAAGGACCUGUUUUUAUCUUCCUGUGUGAGUUGAAGUGGCCAUAUGCUGUCAGGGGUGGGGAGUGGCCCCUGACUUCACUGCUGUCCUGGGAACACGGACCCCCAGGCUUGGCGUAGGUGUUUGCUUCCUUCUACUGGCAUUCACUGAAGCCACCGGGGCGGGGGUGGGAGUCUCUAAAGAGAGACUGUCAUGGGUCAUUCCCCACAAGAGCCACAUCCUCACACCUGACAGAUGCACGGCCCAAGGGGCUGCAGCCCUGUUGGAAUUCCAUGCUUCCCCCGCCAGCCAGCUCCUGCUGCCAUCCCCAGGGAGGUGGCCCAGAAUAAAGAACUGGCAUACUGCAAAGUCCCCAGCCCUGCCUCUGGUGGACAGCAUCGUCCUGGAAUGGCCACGGAGUGAUGAGCUGUGUGCUUGUCUCUGGCAGUGGCAGGCUGUGUCCUAUGGACAUCUUGGCAGGACAUGGAAUUUGGCCUCAUGAAAGGCCCAACUAGGCAUAGGAAGGAAAACGAAGAGAGCCAGUAUUUCCCCUUCUCCAGAAGCAGGUACUCAGCUUUCUGGGAAAAGCGUGCCUCCAGCCAUGGGGACAGGCCAUCCUACUGACUACCUCUUGCUUGGCAUGAAAUAAACUGCUAUCCUCCCCUUGGAAUCUACCGCCACUCUACAUCCUACUGCUUUGGCCUCCCUCUCCUCUCACCAGAUGGCAUGUGGUGUGGCACUUGUGGCUGGACACAGGAGGCCUCAGGAUCACAAAUGUUGCACUAGACAUAUAUCCUAAUGUGCUGCCCAGAAACCUCAACUGUUCCCCAGCUCCUGAGGGGCACUGUCAGCGAGAUGCUGGGUCUGGAGGUGAUGAGAUCAGGGGCCACACUUGAGCCGAGUCACCAGAUCCUAUUGCUUCAACAGUGCUUGGCCCCAGCCAGCUUGUCCCGGCCACUCUAGCUGCUGGAUGUGAUCCUGGGACAUGGACUCCAAGCCUCCCUCACAAAAAAAAAAAAGAAACAAUCACCAGCUGCCAUAGACACGGGGGAAGCUUGUGGAGCUCAGGUGAACAAGCUCAGCAAUCAGACAUCUCUGGGGAAAGGAAGGUGGCACAGACCACGUUCCCUGGUUCCUCCCUGCCCCUUGCCAGGCUUCCUUAUUCCUUACUAUGGAAGAGGUCAUAUCCCUUCCCUGCCCCUCGCUGUCUUUAGCAAGCAGGUUUCACUGCUUCAUUAGAAGAGGACAGGUCAAAAGUGAAUCAUUUUUCACUACUUAAGGAAUAAAUCCAAGAGCUUUCCAGAGACUGGCUGCUGCAGCCCUGGGAAUGUCUGUGGAAUUACCAUGUGGAAAUGGAACUUUCUGUUACGCUCUAGACAUUACAAUUACUUGAGUGUUACUCGUUACUACUGAGGUCAAUGCUUCGUGGCAAAUGGCUGUACUGGAUGUACCAACUCUGCUGCCCUUGUUUUGCUGCAUGUUAAAUAAAACCAUUUUCACUGUA